Messenger RNA from Anas platyrhynchos (mallard), 3802 nucleotides. Lineage: Eukaryota; Metazoa; Chordata; Aves; Anseriformes; Anatidae. The record is from RefSeq and is a predicted model, not a curated record.
GUGGGAGCCGGGGGGGGGGGGGACACUUUUGUGGGGUUGUCGCGGUGCCAGCGCCGCGCCUUUGAUGUGCCACUGAGGCCGCAUUGAGGGCGCCCCGCUGGCACAAUUAGGGCCGGGGGGGGUGGGGGGAGAGGGAGGGGAGCGCGGCACGGUCAGGGCUGCGGGCACGGAGGCACCCCUGGCCCUAAUGGGGCACCCCAAUCACCCCAAGUGGACACGGGGACACAGGCACCCCCAAAAUGCCCCCAACAGGGACAAACUGUCCUAAUAGGGACGGGGUGGGGGCAUGGGAACCCUAUGAUCACCCCAAGUGGGCACAGGGACCCCAAACGGCCCCAGGAAGCUGGGCACCCCCUUCCCCUAACAGGGCCAAGUUUGGGGUCACGGGCACCCCGUACGCCCCAACGAGGUGGCAACCCCGUGACCGUCCCUGUCCCUACAAAGGACACCGGCAGCAAACGGGCAGGAGGACACCCCAAAAACAUGGGGCACGCACCGAACCAAGCCACAGACAUGGGGGGGCCCAUCCCACAUCCCAGCACCCCACUCCCGGGGGACAAAACCCCCCCAAUCCCUGUGUUCCCCUAAAUGCCCCCAUCUCUCGCAUCCCCUUCCCGCUGCCCGCUCCCCUUUGAAGCUCCCGCCGCCGCCGCGUUCCCACCCGCCUCCCACCCCGGCACCCCGACCCCCCCCCAAACCCCACUCCCAGCUGCCCCCUUUUGGGUUUGGGGCCGGAUUUGGGGUUGCGGGGCGGUUCGGGGGGGGGGGCACCGUUGGCGGGGUUGAGCUUGGCGUGAAAAUGAUCAAGGGCCUUGGGCAGCGCCGGGAGCGCAGCGCCCGUCUGAUGCUGCCCGCCCCGAAGGCCCCCGUCGAACAAAGGCGGCAUUGAGGCCCCGAGCUGCGUGUCCCCCCCCCGGACCCCCUCCCGGGAUGGGAUCUUGGCGCGACAUUAAUGAACUCGCCCUAUUGUGCUCCCCUGGCCCCUCUCUUUCUCUCCUCCCCCCCGUCCCCGGGGGGGGCACCGUCUAUAUAUCCGCGCGCCUCCUCCUCCGGCUCCUCGGGGACUUUUUGGGGUUCCCCCCCCUUUUAUUUAUUUAUUUUUUUUAAUCCCCCAAAUUUCCCCCAUUCCUAGCCGGGAUGGAGAGAGGAGGGAAGAGGUUGUGGGGUGAUGGAUCCUGGGUUUUUCUGCCCCCCCCGUGCUGCUGCUGCUGCUCCUGCAGCCGGCCGGGGGGGCCCCCCUGGGCCAGGGGCUGUACCCCAUGCCGGCCGGCGUCCUACAAGCGCUGUCGAGCCGGGGGACGCUGGUGCUGGAGGCGGCGCUGAGGAGCGCGCUGCUGGCACUGGAGAGGGCCCAGGCGGAGCAGCAGCGGCAGCGGGGGGGCUGCGGGCUCUGCGCCCCCUGCCUCUUCCCCCCCUGCGCCAACAGGCACCCACCGCUGCCCACCCCCCGCCGUGCCCCCCGGGGUGCCCCCCAGCUGCCAGGCCCUGCUGGAUGCCCAGGAGCACCCCGAGGUGCCCCAGCGCAACUGGGCGCUGAGCCAGGCCUGCGCCCCCUACCAGCUCCUGUGCCCCCCCCGGGGGGCUCGGCCCCACUGCGCCCUGCUCAGCGCCCAGCGCUGCCAGCGCCGCCUCCAGGAGUGCCGGCUGGCAGCCGCCACCCCGAGCGAUGCCCCGGCAGAGGCGGCGAUGCCAGGACUCAGAACGAGCUGGCGUGGACGGUGGUGGUGGGCGACCACGAGCUGGGCAAGCAGGACCCUGGCGAGGAGGCAGUGCCCGUCAGGCGCAUCGUGCCUCACCCCAAGUUCAACCCCAAGACGUUCCACGGGGACCUGGCGCUGCUGGAGCUGGCGGUGCCGCUGGCCCCAUCAGCCACCGUCAGCCCCGUGUGCCUGCCCAGCGGCCCCACAGAGCCCACCCCCGGCACCCCCUGCUACAUCGCGGGCUGGGGGUCCCUAUAUGAAGAGGGGCCGUCAGCCGAGGUGGUGAUGGAGGCACAGGUGCCCCUGCUCAGCCAGGAGACGUGCCGGGGCGCCCUGGGCAGGGAGCUGCUCACCAGCACCAUGUUCUGUGCUGGGUACCUGUCUGGGGGCAUCGACUCCUGCCAGGGCGACUCGGGGGGCCCGUUGGUGUGCCAGGACCCCUCCUCGCGCCGCUUUGUCCUAUAUGGCAUCACCUCGUGGGGUGACGGGUGCGGUGAGAGGGGCAAACCCGGCGUCUACACCCGUGUCGCUGCCUUCGCGGACUGGCUCAGCCUCCAGAUGGACCCCGCCCCUGGCAGCCGGGAACCGAGCUGCUUCGAGCUGCUGGCCCUGUCGCAGCUGCCCCCCGAGCGGCAGCCCCCCGAGCGCACCCGCCUCUGCUCCUUCUACUCGGGGUCCUGCCGGGCACCCCGGGGCCAAGCCGCCUGCGCACGCCUUGCUGAGGACACGUGCCGUGCCCGGGCGAGGCGAUGCGGUGAGACAACGCCGGGGCACGGGGGCUGUGUCUGGAUGGGGACGGGUUGGGGACACGCCGUGCCGGCACGGUGCCAGGGACGUGGUUCUCUCGCUGCGCCCUCCCCAGAGCUGCACUCCUACGCCCAGACACUGGUGGGGCUCCUGCGUCGGGCCGGGGACUUUAUCCGGAACCAGGUGGAUUUCUCCUUCCUCACCCGGGCUCUGCCCCAGCUCCUGGGCAAGAUCUACGGGCACCUCUUCCCUGCCCGUGUCCGUAGGGACGCCCCAGACGUGGCUGUGGCAGGGGAGCAGCCUAACCCCAAGGCAGAGGGACCCCGGAGACCCCCCACCAGGCAGGGGGCCGGGCAGUUGCCCCCAUUUGCGGGGCUCUUUGGGGACGUGGGGCCCCAGCUGCAGGACUGGGUGCAGGCGCUGAGGGCUAUGGAUGGGGGCAGCCCCCUGGAACCCACCCCAGACGGGCAGCGGCUCCCCGGGGAGACAUGGCUCUUCUUGAAGGGCGAGGAGGAGGUGGAGGAGCUGGUGGGACAGGGCAGAGCCUUCCUCGCCCAGCUCCGGGCAGAGCUGGACCUCGACACCCCCCUGGAAGCCACGCAGCAGCAGCAGGCACCUGGAGAGCCAUCGGGGAUGCCCACACCAAACCGGUUGGUGCCGAGGGAGAAACGUGAGCUGGUGCCCACACAGCCUGGGCUGGAGGAGGAGGAGGAGGAAGAGGAGGAAGAGGAGGAGGAGGCAGGUGAGGGCAGAGCCUGCCCUGGCCUCAACGCCUCGGCGCUGCGGGUGGGCGCAGUGCAGGAGCUUUACGCCUGGGUGCUGCGGGUGCCGGAGCCGGACCUGGCCAUGACCUUCCAGGAGAUCCUGGUGGACCUGGGCUCCAAAAACGCCAAGGGGCUGUACCGGGCGCAGGUGAGGGCCACGGUGGGCGGCCGCCCCACGGUUUUCGCUGGCCUCGUGGGGCUGGAGAGCGACUCGCUGGCCCGCAGCAUGCCCGGCCUCGUCGCUUUGGCCCUCGAGGCUUUGAAAACGUAGGGGAGCUCGGGGUCUCCCACUCCUUUGUCCCCCAUUGUGCCUCAGUUUCCCUCCUCCCACCAACCUCCCGGGGCAAUGGGGGGCACCUGGAGCAUCCUGGCUGGGGUCCUCAGCCCUCCUCUCCCUUGUACCCCCACCUUAGCGAGCCCCUCACACCCCGUGUUCCCCGCAGGCACCCGGACUGUUAUUUAUUUGUACAGAGAAAGGUUUAUUUUUCAAUAAAGAAGGGCUCUAUUUUCCGGUAGAAUUUGUUUUUUCUCUCUUUUUUCACCCUCCCCAUCACCUCACACCCCCAAGCGAUGCCCCCAUCCUCAGGUCCU